Ictalurus punctatus (channel catfish) is the source of this 1127-nucleotide messenger RNA. Its product is annotated as olfactomedin-like protein 2B. Lineage: Eukaryota; Metazoa; Chordata; Actinopteri; Siluriformes; Ictaluridae. Gene Ontology annotation, biological process: signal transduction. The record is from RefSeq and is a predicted model, not a curated record. The coding region runs from base 279 to 1112 and encodes 277 amino acids. The transcript is spliced from 4 exons.
GACCUUUCAGGGAUCCAUUCAUCAGAGAAUAUCCAAAGCUACAGCACAACCUGCACAGCCUGCACAGACUGCACAACAGCAGUAUUUUUUCUUCUUCUAAUUAAACAGGUUGUGUAUUACGUCACAGAAGCUCUUCACACUUUGGAGGGAUUAGUAGACUAUUCAGUUAAUUUAUUCUUUAAUUUAUAUAUUUUAUACAAAGCUUUUUGGACUGUGAAUUAAGAAGAGAUCACAUUAGGACCCUUUACCGGUUAUUUGUGCAUUUUUGGAUAGCCGGCAUGAUGAUGCUUUCAUUAAGGCUGUUACUUUUGGCUUGGAGUGGUACACUUUGCUUCGUACCGUUGGCGUGGACUGGUGUGAUGGAAAGCUUGUCCCAACAAAACCAAGUUUUUUCAGAAGAAUUUGAAGAUGCACAGUUGGAGGAAGAAGUAGACAAUCAGGAGAACGUUUUAACCCAGCUCCUAGGUGACUAUGACAAAGUGAAGACUCUCUCAGAGGGCCCGGAUUGCCGCUGUAAAUGUGUGGUCAGGCCUUUGAGCAGGAGCGCCUGCAGGCGUAUUGAAGAAGGGACUGGAAAGCUUGAGGAUUUCUACACAGUGGAGACAGUGACCUCAGGACCCAAUUGUAAGAAGUGUGCAUGCAUCGCCCCUCCAUCUGCCCUCAAUCCCUGCGAAGGAGACUUCAGGUUUAAGAAGCUCCAAGAGGCUGGGAAAGAUGAUGUCAAGCUUUCCACCAUCAUGGACUUGCUCGAGGGGGCUUUGUAUGGGAUGGAUCUGCUAAAAUUGCACUCAGUCACCACUAAACUCCUGGCACGUGUGGAAAACAUAGAAAAGUCAUUUUCCAGAAAUGUGACAAAGGAGCAAGGGAGCGUGAAAGGAGAGAAAGAGCAAGGGAAGGACUCACGUGACCACCAUCACCUGGAGAAGAAAAGACGUUUGAGCGAGCUGGAGCCCUCACUGCAGAAUAAAGUCGCUGCAGCUUUCUCACACACAGAGGUGAGAGAGAUUAUGCUGAGAUACACCAAAGCCAACACACACACACACACACACACACACACACACACACACAUACACGCACAAGACCACAUAUACAGUAUGCAGUUCCCACACUGAAAUGUGUUAGAAAAC